This is a messenger RNA of Leptinotarsa decemlineata (Colorado potato beetle), 1550 nucleotides long. RefSeq lists its product as uncharacterized. Lineage: Eukaryota; Metazoa; Arthropoda; Insecta; Coleoptera; Chrysomelidae. The record is from RefSeq and is a predicted model, not a curated record.
CUACAGUUUGUAUUCUUCUGUCAGUAACCUGUGCAGACGAUAAAAAAUGGGUUUGGGACAAUAACAGUAGAAGCAGUAGCAGGAGCGCUUCACUAAGGGAUCCGGAAUAUUUUAACAGGCAGGAUGCUUCAGUGAGGUACGAAGUAUAUGAAAACGAAAGACCUUUCAAUAACUAUCCAACUAAUGGAUUCAGCGAUAGACCCUACAACCAAAUACCUUCCGAAGUCGGAUCAUCAUUUAGACCAAGACCUAAACCCAUUUCCAGUGAUGGUUUCAGACCAGGAGGCUUAUAUGCCGAAACCAGUUACGGGUCUGGAUAUGGUCAAGGUCAAGGUAAUUAUGAUUCAGAUGACCGACCAAUUCCGGAUAUACUUACAGGACCUAUUCCUUCGUGGGUGAAAGAAGGUCCAUACAAGGAGUUCGAUCGAUGUAAAUGUGCUGAAAAAUUCAAUUGCAACAGUCCUGGAAUCUCCUAUGGCCACUGUGAUGUUGGAAAACAAUAUUGUUGUUAUUCUACUACCAAAAAAAAUCAACUAGGAGGUCCUCUACCAUCAAGACCAGUUCAUUCAUCUGAAAAUGGUAUUUUGGUAGGUCCAGGGGGUCCAUUCGAUAGACCAAAUACAUUUCAGAGACCUCAUUUCGGAAAUGGGUUAGGACCAAGGCCAGUAGGAUCCUUCAGACCUGGAAGUGGUGGGUUUGGGCUUGGUGGACGACCUCACCCAGGAUUUGUAGGUCAAAACAGCAAUUCUCCAGAAAAUGGAAUACUGAUUGGCCCUGGAGGACCUUAUGAUAGACCCAUCCAAGGUUAUGACUUAGAUUUCAACCCAAGAUCAGCUGCAGAUGCUUCGAAGAGAAAAUCAUAAUCAUCGAAAACUUUUUCCGUGGCAUUUUUCUAGAAAGACAUUGUGUGAGAGUCGCUAUUACUUGAUUUACAGGUUUUCAAUCUCCUUUCGCCCAAAAAUAAAUCAAUCUAGAUCAACAGAACAGAAGUAACUGCGAAUUAGAACUCUGUAGAGUGUAAUCAAUCAGUAACUAGUCAUAUUGAUGAAUAUUACUUGUCAGAAAAGAUGAAUUAAUUAAAAAAUACUUUAUAUAUUCUUCAAAAAUAGUUAACGGUUCGGAAAUCACUCUCUUAGUUUUACUUCAUCCCAUUUUAUGAGAAACAGCGUUCGGGGUGUACUUUUCAGUUUAUCAUUUAAUAUAUUCGAACAGAUUCUAUGUUGAUCUAAAUGAAUUGAUUCUUCAAAUUGUGAUGGUUGAGAACUCAUAAGUAUCAAGGAACAUUCCGUGGAGUCUUUUGCAAGAUCAACUCUGUUCCAAAGUCGAUACAAUUUGAAAAAUCAUCAUUGAAAUAAGUAUUGGUCAAUUCCAACAGGGAUGCCUCUUCCAUCCAACACUGGAAAACGGAAACAUUAGUAUAUAUUGGAAGUUUGUGAUAUCGUUGAAGGUUAAUGAUUUUUAUCGGGUUGAGAGUUUGGAUUAAUAAAAUUAUAAUUCCGCGAAAAUGCAAAUAUCAAUAAAUCAUCAUCAUAUUUUUCUAAAGUAUUCAA